UUCUCCGAUCGCACGAUGUCGUUUUGGGCAGUGAGUCGCGGCUUAACGCCGCCUUCAAAGGUGGUGCCCAUGCUGAAUCCCAACCAGCGCCAGUUUCUGGAGGACGAAGUGCGCUACCGUGAAAAACUGAAGCUGAUGGCCCGAGGCGAUGCCAUGGAGGAGGUGUACGUCCGCAAACAGGAUACCGUUGACGAUCCCCUCGAGCUGGACAAGCACGACUCGUUUUACCAGACCACAAAGAGCCUCUUGGUGCUCUUUCAGAUAAUGGGGGUGAUGCCCAUACACCGCAAUCCGCCGGAGAAGAACCUCCCCAGAACGGGCUACUCCUGGGGCUCCAAGCAGGUAAUGUGGGCCAUCUUCAUAUACAGCUGCCAGACGACCAUUGUAGUGCUGGUGCUGCGGGAGCGGGUAAAGAAGUUCGUCACCAGCCCGGACAAACGCUUCGACGAGGCCAUUUACAACGUGAUCUUCAUCAGCCUGCUAUUCACUAACUUUCUGCUCCCGGUGGCCAGUUGGCGGCACGGACCACAAGUCGCCAUUUUCAAGAACAUGUGGACGAACUAUCAGUACAAGUUCUUUAAGACCACCGGUUCGCCGAUCGUCUUUCCGAAUCUCUACCCACUCACCUGGUCUCUGUGCGUCUUCUCCUGGCUCCUCAGCAUCGCCAUCAAUCUGUCGCAGUACUUCCUGCAGCCGGACUUCCGGCUGUGGUACACAUUUGCCUAUUACCCUAUCAUCGCCAUGCUCAACUGCUUCUGCAGCCUGUGGUACAUCAACUGUAACGCCUUCGGCACGGCAAGUCGCGCCCUCUCCGACGCCUUACAGACGACGAUUCGGGGCGAGAAGCCCGCCCAGAAACUUACCGAGUACCGCCAUUUGUGGGUGGACCUCAGCCACAUGAUGCAGCAACUGGGACGGGCGUACUCUAACAUGUACGGCAUGUACUGCCUGGUAAUCUUCUUUACUACGAUCAUCGCUACCUACGGAAGCAUCAGCGAAAUCAUCGACCACGGAGCAACCUACAAGGAGGUGGGUCUAUUCGUCAUCGUUUUCUACUGCAUGGGACUCCUGUAUAUCAUCUGUAACGAGGCACACUACGCCUCCCGGAAGGUAGGACUCGAUUUCCAAACGAAGCUGCUAAACAUAAACCUAACCGCCGUGGACGCCGCCACACAAAAAGAAGUUGAGAUGCUCCUGGUGGCAAUCAACAAGAACCCACCUAUCAUGAAUCUGGAUGGGUACGCCAACAUCAACCGAGAACUAAUCACUACCAACAUCUCCUUCAUGGCGACUUAUCUGGUAGUGCUGCUGCAGUUCAAGAUCACCGAGCAAAGGCGGAUCGGCCAAACGCCGUCCUAG
Molecule: messenger RNA, 1359 nt
Organism: Drosophila eugracilis
Lineage: Eukaryota; Metazoa; Arthropoda; Insecta; Diptera; Drosophilidae
Gene: Gr21a
Product: gustatory and odorant receptor 21a
Exons: 4
Coding region: 16-1359 (447 amino acids)
Biological process (GO): sensory perception of taste
Cellular component (GO): dendrite; axon; membrane
Source: RefSeq, a predicted model, not a curated record